Messenger RNA from Colletotrichum tamarilloi, 972 nucleotides. RefSeq lists its product as uncharacterized. Gene Ontology annotation, cellular component: cytoplasm; nucleus. The record is from RefSeq and is a predicted model, not a curated record. Gene Ontology annotation, molecular function: protein binding. The coding region runs from base 1 to 972 and encodes 323 amino acids. The transcript has a single exon. NCBI's taxonomy places the organism in Eukaryota, Fungi, Ascomycota, Sordariomycetes, Glomerellales, Glomerellaceae.
AUGGAAGUGAACGAGGCCGACAACAACGGGGACACGCCACUGAUUCACUCCCUGUUGUCUCCGUCGCCAGAAACGGUCAUAGAUCAGCUGGCGCAGUUCGGCGUGGACGUGGACCAGCCCACGACGAUCGACACAUGGCGUAUGACGGCCCUUAGCAUGGCGUGCGAGGACGGCAUGUUCUCCGCCGCCCUGGCACUGUUGAAGGCUGGAGCGGACGCCACGGGCGAGCUGGACGGAUUGGUCGAGGGGGCCGACCCAGCACUCCGUAUAUUCGAUCAAAAGCCGCUCGAGCUCGCGCUCCUGGCCCGGGUGAAAGAAACGAAUGGCAGGACGGCAUCGGCGAAGCAACGGCUCAUCGAACUCCUCCUCAAAUCGGGCGCUGACCCAAACGAGGGGGUUUGCAUAUCGGCACGCUGCAACUGGACAGGACCUCUGUUGCUGAAGCUGUCUCGAGAGCGGCGCCGUUGGGAAGCCGAGAUGCUGCUUUCUUCGGGCUUCGUAGACAUCGACAGGCGCGACUCGCAUGGCGCGACGAGUCUCGAUUGGGCACUUUCGACAUGUCACGGCAGCCCCGUAAUGGCGUCGAUCUUGCUGCGGCGCGGUGCCAAGAUGGACGAUGCCGUGUUGUGCGACAUUAUCGGCAAGCUGGCGCGUCUUGCGGACGCACAAGACCACUGGAGUGUGAUCAGCCUAUUGGCGCGAGAGCCUAAGCUGUUGAAGAUAUUCCACGUGUUGUAUUCGCACUGUUUCUGGGUAGCAUCUCGGAGUGGUGACGCUGCCGCAUCACGGUUCUUGCAAGAGUCGCCGGGCGUGAUUGUGCGCCUCGUCACGGAGAUGCUGAAGGAUGGUGUGAGUCUGACGAAGACGGGCGUCUUGAACAUGCUGCGGAAUGCGAAGGAAAGUAGGCCAGGGCCGGUCAUCGCAGGGGUUUUCCGAUCAGAAAGAAAGAGCGUCAUGCGAAGGUGGUGUUAG